GUGGAGGGAGAGAGAGGAGCAGAUACUUGGGAACGCAUCGCAGCAGGACAGACAGACAGACUGACUGUCCACUCUGAAGGCGUUCAGCCGGCGACGGAGACGGAGCAGGAAGGUGUCGGUGAUGUCGUGGGGUUUGUGUGUGGGUUUAGGGUGCAGGAUGACGGCUGCCAAGAUCCUCCUUCCUUUCCUUGUUCUUCAGUCAUUUUGUGAAGGCUCCAAUCAGCCGCCACGCUUCCUGAACUACUUUUUUUCAACUUACCUCCUCAUCUAUGAAGACAUGCCUAUUGGUUCUUCGGUUGCCCAGCUGAAAGCGACGGAUCCGGAGGGGGAGCCGCUCAUAUACGGCGUUUCAGGAGAAGAAGCCAUGAAGUAUUUUUCUGUGAAUAAGGAAACAGGCGUGGUUUGGCUUCGACAGCAGCUCGACCGUGAGACCAAGUCAGAGAUGCAGGUCGAGUUCUACGUGAGCGACCUUCAGGAGGUGGUGAAAGAUACAGUAAACAUCCAGAUUGGAGACGUGAAUGAUAAUGCACCAAACUUCCAUGGGCAGCCGUACACAGUUCGUAUCCCUGAGAACACGCCGGUGGGCCAAUCGAUAUUCAUGGUGAACGCCACAGAUCCGGACCAAGGCACCGGGGGCAGCGUUCUCUUCUCUUUCCAGCCUCCUUCUCCUUUCUUUGCCAUCGACGGAGCCCGAGGCACCGUGACUGUCACCAGAACGCUGGACUAUGAGACAACAACUGCCUACCAGCUCACCGUAAACGCCACGGAUCAAGACAAAGUGAGACCUCUGUCCAGACUUGCAAACUUAGCCGUCACCAUCACUGAUAUCCAAGAUAUGGACCCUAUUUUCACCAACCUGCCCUACAGUACCAACGUAGAAGAGGACAUUCCUCUGGGGACUGAAGUGAGGACGAUAACAGCCAUUGACCAGGAUCGGGGCCAACCGAGAGGAAUCGGCUACACCAUCGUCUCAGGAAACACCAACAGUGUUUUUGCUCUGGACUACAUCAGCGGCUCCCUGAAGGUGAACGGCCAGCUGGACAGAGAAAACCCGCUCUACUCAGCAGGAUUCACUCUCACUGUCAAGGCCACGGAGUUGAAGGAUGAUCGCAGUCCGUCAGACGCGACAGUGAUGACCACCUUCACCAUCCUGUUAAUUGACAAGAAUGACAACGCCCCAAAGUUCAACAGCUCCGAAUACCGGGUUCGCAUCACUGAACUGGCCCAAGUGGGCUUUGCUCUGCCGCUCUUCAUCCAGGUGGAAGAUAAAGACGAGGGGGUGAACAGUAUGUUCCAGGUGUUUCUGACUGGAAACAAUUCGAGGUACUUCACCAUCUCCCCCACGGCGGUGCAGGGGCGUGCCGACAUCCGUGUCCGGGUUGCCCUUCCUCUGGACUAUGAACAGAUUCAGAGCUUCAGCUUCUCACUUUAUGCCAAUGAGUCCAUUUCGGAUCACGUGGGAUUCGCACGCGUCUUUAUCGACCUGAUCAAUGAAAACGACAACCGGCCCAUCUUCAGCAAACCUCUGUACAACAUCAGCCUUCCAGAAAACACGCCACCUGGUACCUCACUGCUGCAAGUCCUGGCCACAGAUGGAGACGCCGGGCCUUUUGGGAUUGUCCGUUACUAUUUCACCGAUGACCCAGACCAGUUUUCGGUGGAUGAAGAAACAGGCUGGGUCAUUCUGCAGGCCAGCCUGGACUAUGAGUUAAUGCGGCGCUUCACCCUGACCGUUCUGGCGAGGGACGGCGGCGGGGAGGAAACCACCGGACGGAUCCGUGUCAACGUGGUGGACAUCAACGACAACACGCCGCUCUUCCAGAAGGAGGCGUACGCGGGCUCACUGCGAGAGAACGAGCAGGCGGUGCAGUCGGUGGCGCGGAUCAGGGCGACUGAUGAGGAUUCUCCUCCCAACAACUUCCUGACGUACACCAUCAUUUCAGCUUCAGUUUUCCCUCAAUACUUCAGCAUCGUCAUGGUGGAAGGCUAUGCAGUUAUAAGCGUGACCAGGCCUCUCGACUAUGAGAUGGUUCCCAAGGGGUUGAUCUAUUUGACAGUGAUGGCCAAAGAUGGAGGAAAUCCGCCGCUCAACAGCACCGUCUCGGUCACAGUGGAGGUUAUAGAUGAAAAUGAUAAUCCACCUGAGUUCAGCAAACCAUCUUACAUCAUCAAAAUCCCAGAGAACCUUAAUGCUGGGGCAACAGUGCUGGUUGUAAAUGCAACUGAUUUGGACGCCUCACGGGAGUUUGGCCAGGCCUCUCUCAUCUAUUCCCUGGAAGGUUCCUCUCAGUUUCGUCUCAACUCGCGCUCAGGAGAGAUCACAACCACAGCCCUGCUGGACCGAGAGCAGAAGUCAGAGUACAUCCUGAUAGUGAGAGCUGUGGAUGGAGGAGUCGGGCCUCAGCAGAAGACAGGCAUUGCCACUGUGAACAUCACCGUCCUUGACAUCAAUGACAACGCCCCGACGUGGCGAGACGAGCCGUAUGAAGCCAACGUUGUGGAGAUGAGUCCAAUCAACACUGAUGUUAUCUCUGUGUUGGCAGUGGACCCAGAUAAUGGGGAAAACGGGACGGUGAUGUACAGCAUCAGUCCUGCAAACCCUUUCUACACCAUCGACAGCAGAACCGGGAAGAUCCGGACCAGCGGCGUCACUCUGGACCGGGAAAGCACCAGAGACACGGAGCUGAUGAGGACCAUCAUAGUGUCUGCUGUUGACCGUGGCACACCUCCACUGCGUACAUCAGCCAGCACCACAGUGUCUGUCAACCUGCUGGAUCUGAACGAUAACGACCCGACCUUCCUCAACCUGCCGUCUGUUGCAGAAGUGCCAGAAGGACUUCCCAUUGGAUACUCGUUUUUCAGGGUGCAGGUAGUGGACCCAGAUAAGGAUGAGAAUGGCCGCAUCACGAUGGCGCUGCAGAUGGGGAUGCCCCGGCUCGACUUCCACCUCAACGUCUCCACCGGUGUUCUCACCUCCACAGCGGUGUUGGACCGGGAACAGAUCGGCCAGUAUCAGCUGAGGAUCAUCGCACACGACGCUGGGGAGUUUCCUCGGACCUCCACUUCAACGCUCACUGUCUCAGUUCUGGAUGUAAAUGACGAGACGCCCACCUUCAACCCCAGACUAUACAAUGUGUCCCUGAUGGAGAGCGUCCCCAGAAACCACGUUGUUGCUCGACUCGUCUGCUUUGACAAAGACGCUGGUCUCAACGCAGAGCUUAGCUACUUCAUCACAGGAGGGAAUGAAGACGGUAAAUUCAGCGUCGGUUUUCGAGACGGCAUUGUGAGGACUGUGGUGGGUUUGGACAGAGAGACUCAAGCGGCUUACAUUCUGGUCAUCGAGGCGAUAGACAACGGUCCAGCAGACAGCCGAAGGACGGGGACGGCCACCGUGUUUGUGGAGGUUCAGGACGUCAACGACAACCGGCCCAUCUUCCUCCAAAACAGCUAUGAGACCAGCGUUCUGGAAACCGUGCCCAUCGGAACCAGCAUCCUUCAGGUUCAAGCCACAGAUGCAGAUCAGGGAGAAAAUGGCAGAGUUCUGUAUCGGAUCAUCUCUGGGAACAACAACAACCUGUUCAGCAUAAACAGGCAGAGCGGCCAGGUGACCAGAGGCGUCCGGGCGCUGGACCGGGAGACCAGCAGCUCCCACGUGUUGGAGGUGGAGGGCUUCAACAGCGAUGAAGGCAGCAUGCGGAGCUCUGUCAGGGUGAUCAUAUAUGUUGAAGAUGCCAAUGAUGAGGUGCCAGUAUUCACCCAGCAGCAGUACAACCGACUGGGCCUGAGAGAAACCGCUGGAAUCGGAACCUCUGUGAUCGUAGUCCGCGCCACCGAUCCUGACACCGGUGAUGGCGGCGCUGUUGCCUACUCCAUAGUGUCCGGUUCAGACCGUAAGUUUGAAGUGGACGUCAGCACUGGUCUGGUCACCACUGUGGACUACCUGGACUACGAGACCAAGACAUCCUACCUCAUGAACGUGUCGGCCACCGACCAGGCGCCGCCGUUUCACCGGGUAUUCUGCACCGUCUACGUGACCUUACUGAACGAGCUGGACGAGGCCGUGGCCUUCUUCUCCUCAGGCUACGAGGCUUCCCUCCGGGAGAACAUCGCCACGGGAACGGAGGUGGUUCAGGUCCAGGCCCAGUCUGCCGACAACCUGAACCAGCUGACUUAUCGCUUUGACCCAGACACGUCGCCGGCAGCCUUAGCCCUCUUCAAGAUAGACAGUGUCACGGGCCGCAUCACGGUAACAGGCCUGCUGGACAGAGAAAAGGGAGAUUUGUACACUCUGACUGUGGUAGCUGACAACGGAGGACCGAAGAAGGACUCCACUGUGAAUAAUGGCAUUCUUCUUUUAUCAAAUGCAUCCCUCUGUGGAUCUGUAGAAGGUUUCCAUCACCAUCCUGGAUGA
Poeciliopsis prolifica (blackstripe livebearer) is the source of this 4411-nucleotide messenger RNA. RefSeq names its product cadherin-23-like. Gene Ontology annotation, biological process: homophilic cell-cell adhesion. The transcript is spliced from 34 exons. The coding region runs from base 122 to 4411 and encodes 1429 amino acids. NCBI's taxonomy places the organism in Eukaryota, Metazoa, Chordata, Actinopteri, Cyprinodontiformes, Poeciliidae. Gene Ontology annotation, molecular function: calcium ion binding. Gene Ontology annotation, cellular component: plasma membrane. The record is from RefSeq and is a predicted model, not a curated record.